GUGUACAUUAUUUCAGCGGUAUAGCCUACUGUACUACUAGUGUAAAGUGAAACUUUUAGAAAGGUAAGAUAAAUGAGUUUCUCCGCCGUGUUCAGUUGGUAAAAAAAGCAAAGAAGUAAGCGUUGCAUAUUGGUUUUCUUGUAACUCCGCGAAUGUGGUCACCUAAAGUUUUAUAGUGUGUCCUAGAACCAAACUGAGGAGAUAAUGCAAUCAUUUUCAAAUCAUCUUUUAUUCUUUACUUACUUUUAAUUCAUGCAUAUAAAACAUAUGUGAAUUUGAAAUCUUAUUUUCAAACAUUUAGAUUGAAAUAAAUUACAUAUGUGUUAUGAAGAAUUGCGAUUUUAUUUUAAAUGUAUGUAUAUAGAUUUGUUAAAAAAAAAGUAUUUAUUAUGAUUUAUUGUAGUUCAUAUUUUCUUUGGAUGUUUGUUGUGUGUGUUUAUAGAGAUAAGGUAAUUAAAAAAACACACACACACUUGUGAGGUCCUCUUCUCCCUGAUUGGCCAGAAGUGUCCUGACGUCUAAUUAAUAUUAAUCAGACUCGCCAGCGUUUAUUGAAAACUUCCCGGUGCGUCCAGCAUUAGAAUCUCAUUAGUAUUCAGAAUUGAAUUCCUCCCCAUCUGAAAAGUCCUCUGCCCGUCACGUUUCGUCAUUAAUAUUAAUUAUUAUAUUAUUCAUAUAUAAAAGCCGCUAAUCGUAACAGGAGACGUGAAGCGUGACGUCCCGUAUCCUAGGAGAUGUUUCCCCUUUGCCUUGGCCUCUGAUGCUCUGCGCGCGCCCUUGCGCAAAUCUGUGUCGGUUGCCUGGUCAACCAAAUGCGCGUGCCCCUGCAAGCUGAUGUCGGGUGCGCGCAGUUGGGAGACUUAGUGGAGCAGCUCGGACAAAAAUGAAUUAGACGCGAACCUGGAACAUAUUAUGAGAGUGAAGCUGGUUUAUUUUGGCCGCUCUGUGUAAAUAUAUAUUAUAAUGCAUUGUUUUAUAGGAGGGCAUAUGACUUUGGAUGGAGGUUUAUAGAAAUUCAGCAGCACUGAGGAUGACGAACAUGAUGAAGACCUGCUGUCACUUCUCAUAUGAAUGCUAUUAAAGUGUAUUUGAAGAGGAAUUACAUUUUUGUUUACCAUCUCUAUUUUGGCGUUUUAAGUUUAUUAAACUGAUGCAAUUUGGGGCAUUAAGGAUUUUUGGUGCACAUUUCAUGCAAGCAGAAAGAUCGAUAUUUGAUUUGUAGUACACUGGGAGUUGAAGUCAUUCGAGCUCCAGAGUUGGACUGUCCAGACGCCUUAAACAUGUAUGCAGGACGAAAAAGAAGAAAACCUGUGCAAAGAACGGUCAAGCAGGCUCCAGCUGAAAGGGUGAAGUCUAACCCGUCCAAACGUCAUCGAGAUCGGUUAAAUUCCGAGUUGGACCGGUUGGCCAGUCUCCUUCCGUUUCCAGAGGAGGUCACGAGCAGCCUGGACAAACUCUCCAUCCUGCGGCUGAGUGUCAGUUAUCUACGUGCUAAGAACUUCUUCUCAGUCGCUCUGAAAAACCACAGCUGUAAUGGUUUGUCAGCAAACAACAGUAACCAUGACAACAGUAAAGCAACGGGAUUGGUUGACGGCUGGCUGCAUGAAGGAGAGCUCCUACUACAGGCUCUCAAUGGCUUUGUGUUGGUGGUCACUGCUGAGGGGAUCAUUUUCUACUGUUCUCACACCAUCCAGGAUUACUUGGGAUUCCACCAGACAGAUGUGGUGCAUCAAAAUGUGUUUGAACUCAUUCAUACUGAAGACCAGCAGGCCUUCAGACGCAACUUACACUGGGCCUUGAACCCGCCUCCAACCGGCACGCAGACAGAAGAAUCACCACAAGAUGGAGAUCCUGCCCCAAGCAUGUCGCUGGUGACAUGUAACCCUGACCAGCUGCCUCCGGAAAACUCCUCUUUCCUGGAGAGAAAUUUCGUCUGUCGUUUCCGAUGCCUCCUAGACAAUUCUUCGGGAUUCCUGGCCCUGAAUCUUCAAGGACGUCUGAAAUUCCUGCAUGGACAGAACAGGCAUUCGGACGAUGGAGGCCAAAUGCCACCCCAGCUCGCCCUGUUUGCCAUAGCGACACCCCUACAGCCUCCUUCCAUAAUGGAGAUCCGAACCAAGAACAUGAUUUUCAGAACCAAACACAAGUUGGACUUCACCCCAAUGGCCUGUGAUGCUAAGGGUAAAAUCGUUCUUGGCUACACUGAGGCAGAGCUGCGAGUUCGUGGUUCAGGUUACCAGUUCAUCCACGCAGCUGAUAUGCUCUAUUGUGCUGAGAACCAUGUCAGGAUGAUCAAGACUGGAGAAAGCGGCCUUACUGUUUUUAGACUGCUUACAAAGGACAACCGCUGGAAAUGGGUACAAGCUAACGCUAGACUUGUCCACAAAAACGGCAAGCCUGACUACAUCAUUGCCACCCAGAGGCCACUUGUAGAAGAAGAGGGUGGAGAGCAUUUGAGGAAGCGAUCUAUGCACCUUCCGUUCACCUUUGCUACUGGAGAAGCUAUGCUGUACCAAAUCAGCUACCCCAUGCCAGGUUUCCCCGACACCCUUCAGGGCAAAGGCAAGAACAACAAAACCAAAAAGAGCAAGGUGGACAAAAGUUCAAAGGAUGAUCUGGACCCAAGUUCUUUGCUGGGAGCCAUGAUGAGACAGGACGAGUCUGUUUAUGUUUGCCAGCCUGCUAUGGAGCCUAGAAUGUCAUUCCACAGUAGCCUCUUCAGUGAGCAAGGAGAGACUAGCACUUUCUCUUCUCCGGCGGAAAAUGAAAAUUGGAAUCCAGCGCAGAAUGGUGUAACUGCAUUCUCCAAAGAGGGACCAUCAAGUUUCGACCCACUACUGGCAACAUUAGACUCUCUGUCCCUGGAAAACGAGGAAACCUGCUCUAACAGUGAGCUAUUCAGUGCCCUGGAAAACCUUGGACUCAUCGCAGAGGACCUCGAGCUGCUGCUUCUGGAUGAGAGGAUGAUCCAGGUAGAGAUGGAUCCAGAUUACGUCCCAUCUCUGAAUGAUCUUCUCACCAACAACGAAAUCCUCUCUUACGUCCAAGACUCACUGGAGAACCGGAUCGAGGACUCGAAAGAUGCUCAAAACCCUGCCACUGUAUUAGAUUCUGUUGAACCCCCUAAAUCAUGUUCUGCUUCCGAUUCCACUUCUCAAGUGACUUCCUCCAUGCUUGCUCCUUACGUACAUUUCUGGCCACAAAAGCAGAUAACACCCAUAGUUCAUCUCUCACAGAGUAUGCAGCAAUAUCUCAACGGCCAGUCAGUUUGCCACAAAACUGAGAGCUGGAUCCAGGCACCAAUACCACAGGUGUCUACAGCAGACACCGAGACAACUAUUACCCAUGAUACUUUGUUGGUGAACUCGGUACCAGCUGGACACAAUGGACACUGGGUCCCUGAACACACACAAGCCAACUUGAACUCUCAACUUGGUGAUAAGCUAACAGGAACUAGUAAAGCACAAUCACAGCAAUGGCAGCACAACCAGUUGCUUAACCCAUUCCAAUAUAAACAGAAAACAGCUGUGGGUAGUGAUACCCCUCCGAACGGGGUCUACAAUAAUCCCCAGUGGAAUGGUGGAUAUGACUUCACAGACCAGUUGGCCACAAAUGGACCUUGUUUUCCCAAUGGACAGAUGACACACACACAAACACUGGGUAUACAUUACAAUAUGAACGACAAUUCAGGGGUGGAAUUUACAAUGAACAUCAGUACAGCUGGGGAUGUAGGCCAGUUUCAGGGAGCCAUGGCCUCAUCUUCGUCCUAUCAGCAGGGUUAUCAGAAACAGCAGCAACAGCCAAAAGACGCACCCACUUAUUGCACCUCCUAUACCAAACAGAACUCCUCUCUGGAGCAUAUCCUGGGAUUAGCCCCACCUUCAAACCUUCCCUCAUUGACAGAUUACGGCUCUGUUUGGACCCAUGAUGCCACCCACAGUAAGAUGGAGACAGGCUUUAUACUCAACUCUGCUAGUGUGGCCUAUACAGGAAGUUGUUUGGUUCCCAAUGGCAACGCAGUGGCCACACCCGGCAACGGUCCUCAACCGCUUCCUGAGCCACACCCACCUCCCCCUGACCCUCAGACCAAUGGUUUCUACCUCUGAAUACAGAUCGAUACAGAUCCAUACGAAAAAAUCCCAUAAAUCAAGAGAGGACUUAAAAAAAAAAAAAGAAGACAUUAAAAAAAAUUAUUUAAUUUUUUUUCUUUCAGGUUUGCUUAUCAACUUGAAUAAAUACAUUUUAAGUAAAAUGAGCCAGACUGACUUCUGAAAUAUCAAACCAGUUGCUAAUAUUCCAUCCCAGAUAAUGUGAUCGCACUCUCAUUUAUAUUAUUCAUUCAGUUAUGAAUUAAUUAUGUAUCAGUUACGUUUGGAUUAUUUCUCUGUGUCAGAAAUCACUUUUGCUUCGUGAGACAUUUCUCCAGUUGACAGAUGCAGUGGAUCACAAUUUGAGAUGGUCUGUCUGUAUCAGGUGCAUGUUUGGAUACGUUUGUGCAUAAGUACAGUAUGUGAGUGAUAUCAGUCGCCAUUAAUUGGGCAAAACAUCGCAAAACAUGCGAUGCAAUGUCUGUAAAUCAUGUAGGAGCAUAUGCAGCGUAUAGUUCUUACAAAACGGAUUGUCUUGAAACGCAGUAAAGGAGUUUUUUUUAUGUUUAUAUGAACAGAUGUUUGGGAUGUAUAUUUAUUUAUGAAAAAAGCAAAGGUGUUACCUUCAGUUUACUGACAGUUUAAAGAAAACUUAUGUGCGAUGUCAAUAAUAAAGCAGUUUAGCAGUACAAAAAAAUAAUCAUACUCUUCUGUAGAUCUGUAGAUCUUAAGCCUUCUCACUAUUACAUUUUGGUGAGAUUAGAUUUUGGAAAGAUGACUCCAGAUCAAAAUAACUUUCCUUUUAGAUACAAGUGUUCAUGUUUAUAGUGAAUCCAGAACCAGCUCAAUCUUGCGACAAACGUGUAAUAAUUUUUAAGAGUUAAAAUAAAUCAGGUUAAGGCAUGAAGUUUUGAAUUGUUUCAAAUGAAGUAAAAAUCAUACAUUUUGUAUGAGCCAACCCGUACAAUCUACUAAAUAUCUUUAACAUGAUUAACUCUGAGGCCGUGUCCACAGGUACACGGGUGUUUUUAUAAACAGUUUUUUCUUCUUCCGUUUUUAAGAAAAUCCGUCCACAUGAAAGUGCAAACGUGUGCUAUGAAGCACUGUCAAGAGCAUGCCAAGCCAACAGGUGGCGAUAUAAUCUCAACUGUAAAGCCAUACUGGCCAAUCGGAAACCUGAAAAAGUUUCCAGUAGGCGGAGUUAACAGCGCAGUCUUUGAUGUCAAAAGCCAAAACUCUGGUUUCGCUGUCUACACGAUAUAACACAACCAGAGCUUUUGAAAAUCUUUACCCUGCAGACCCUGGUGAUGCGUCUGCAUGUGGACGAACAGCCAAACCGCAUAGAAAAAUCUGUGGUUUUAAAGAUAACCGUGCUCGUGUGGACUGGGCCUGAUUAUUGUGCAUUUGACAUGAGACCAUGUAGUCCAGAACUUAUCAAAAACCAGUUCAAGAGCAGUUUUGUUUUGUCCAUGAAAAGAGAUUCUGGGAGCUUACAUUGUUGAAUGUGUUGAGUAUAUUGUAAAGUAGUUAAAAAAGAAAAAGAAUAUUUCAUCAAGGUGCUGCAAGGUUUUAAUGAAUAAUAUUGUUAAAUGUUAUAGUAUUAUAAAGUCACAGAGAAAAUACAUUUCCAGGACAGCCUCUGUUUUACGUUCCUUUUUUUAAAUACAUACUGUAUAUGUGACCCUGGACCACAAAACCUUAAGUCUUAAGUCACUGGGGUAUAUUUUUAGCAAUAGCCAAAAAAUAUGGGUUAAAAUUAUUUUACUUAAUUAAUAACUAAUUACUUUACUUGUAUGCCAAAAAUCAGUAGGAUAUUAAGCAAAGAUAAUGUUCCAUGAAAAUAUUUUGUAAAUUUCCUACCGUAAAUAUAUCAAAAUGUAUUUUUUUAUUAGUAAUAUGCAUUGCUAAGAAUUCAUUUGGACAACUUUUUGGGGAUUUUCUCAAUAUUUAGAUUUUUUUGCACCCUCAGAUUCCAGAUAUUCAAAUAGUUAUAUCUUGGACAAAUAUUGUCCGAUCAUAAUAAACCAUUCACCAAUGAAGAGCUUAUUUAUUCAGCUUUUACAUGAUGUAUAAAUCUCAAUUUCGGUCCAGGGUCACAUAUAUGCUGUAUUUGCAGACAUUUCCCAUAAGAGGUACCACUGGCUCGACUAUGGAUUUAAAUUUCCUUUAAACACAUAUAUGAGAAAUGAUUAAAGAGUUUGUAAAUAGUCAAGUUAUUUGAUAUUGUAUUGUAUGCACUAUUUUAAAGAGCACCGCAACCUAACCAGGUUUGACUUUUUUCCGACACAAGAUGUAGGCUUCUAGAGAGAUGUUUUUAAGGAGUAAAGGUUGUGCAUUCUGUUUGUUUAUAUUAAAGGGAUAGUUCACCCAAAAAUGAAAUUUGAGGAUUACCUGCUUACACCCAGGGCAUCCAAGAUGUAGGUGACUUUGUUUCUUAAGUAGAAGACAAACGAAGAUAUUAAACGCAAACAGUUGCAGUCUGUCAGUCUAUAUAUAUAAUGGAAGUAGAUGUGGAUGAAAGCUUUGAGAGUCAAAAAAAAACAUACGCACACAAAAAAAAGAAAAUAAUUAAACCCUGUGACUCAUGACGAUACAUUGAUGUGUAAAGACACAAAACAAUCGGUCUGUGCAAGAAACUGAACAGUCUUUAUAUAGUUAUUUUAACUUUGAUUCAUCGCAAUGUCCUAAUUGUCCUGAGCAUGUUUGUGUCUUCUUCUUCAUCAAGUGCAUGGCAUCUUCUUCUUCUUCUUGCUUUAUGGCAGAUAUCUCUCAAAUGGACCAUUGACACUCCUAAUUGAGAUUGUAGAUAGAGUGUUAAUUGUCCAUUUGAGAAAUAAUUGGUGGUAAUGCACUUAUAAGUCUGCAAUCUGCCAUAAAGCAAGAAGAAGAAGCAUAACGCACUUGCUAUUGAGAACACGCUCAGGACAGUUCAGUUUUUUGCACAGACUGAUCAUUUCGUGUCUUUACACAUCAAUGUAUCAUCACGGUUCACAGGGUUUAAUUUGGUUUUGUUUGUGUAUGUUUUUAUCUCAAACUGUGAUUCCCAUCCACUUCCAUUAUAUGACUGACAGACUGCAAAGGUUUGAGUUAAAAAUCUUCAUUUGUGUUCUACUGAAGAAACAAAGUCAACUACAUCUUGGAUGCCCAGGAAGUAGGCAGAUAAACAUCAAAUUUCAUUUUUGGGUGAACUAUGUCUUUAAGAAGUUUUAAACUUUAAAUAAAUAAAAAUAAAAGGUGCCAUACUGGUAAAUUUUCUUUCCAGAAUUUUUAUGUUUUACUAUUUGCUUAGAACUUGUCAAUCCAUGUCAAUGGUUUGCCAUGUUUUUGUUUUAAAAUAACUCAUCUUUUUAUUUCAUUUUAUUUUUUAUAUCACUUUUGGGUUUAUUUUAAUUUUCUAACACUGAAAGUAGCUGAGACAAUAGGUACAUAUGAAGGGUCUGUUUUUUUUAUUAUUAUUUUUUUGUUAUUAUUAUUUUUAUUUUUAUUUUUUUUGCUUGUUGAAAUGUACAAUUUGGUCCUUUAAUUAAAGAAUCUGUGCAAUCACAACCGGACUUGUGCUUUGAAGUUCUU
This is a messenger RNA of Carassius gibelio (silver crucian carp), 7658 nucleotides long. Its product is annotated as aryl hydrocarbon receptor. The transcript is spliced from 11 exons. Gene Ontology annotation, molecular function: transcription cis-regulatory region binding; nuclear receptor activity; protein dimerization activity. The coding region runs from base 1281 to 4106 and encodes 941 amino acids. Gene Ontology annotation, biological process: regulation of transcription by RNA polymerase II. Gene Ontology annotation, cellular component: nucleus; aryl hydrocarbon receptor complex. Lineage: Eukaryota; Metazoa; Chordata; Actinopteri; Cypriniformes; Cyprinidae. The record is from RefSeq and is a predicted model, not a curated record.